CUCGCGCAACCAGCGGCCAUUUUACAAAGCCAGCAUCGGGAGUGCGGGUUAUCAGCUCCUCUGUAGUUUUUGAAUAUACUCCUGUCGAAAUCUUUUUAACGGUUUUUCCCCCCAGUCUGCUUGUUUGAAAAUGUCUCGCGACCGGUCACGCAACCGUGGAGGAUUCCAGCACCGAGGCCGCGGAGGAAUGGGAAUGCGUGGUGGCAUGGGAAACCCUAACUUUAGAAAUCAAAACCAGCAUCCUUUUCAAAACCGUGGACCCCAUAUGGGUGGCGGAUUUAAGCCGAAUCAAGGAAACCAACUCAACCAGGCCUCUACACCGCAGAAACCGCAGGAAUCCAAUCAGAACAAGCCAGUGGUCCAGUCACCCCCGGCUCAAGGCCCUGGUCAGGCCCAGCCGAGCAACAACAAAGGCCCGACGCCGCAGCAGCCCGCCGCUAGCCCCGUUCAGCCGAAGAUCCAGUCUCCACCGCCACAGAAUAACGUGAAGACUCCGGACCUCGGUUCUCCACAGAACCAGGCCAGAAAGAACCAACCCAAACCUGGGAUGGGAAAUGGACAAAAACCGCCUGUUCCCGUGAAGAAAGACACGGAGCAGACGACGACGACGACACCACCACAACAACAGCAGCAGAUUACAAAGAGCGAGGACGACACUCAGCCUGAGGGAUUGAGGGCAACACUGUCCUUGCUGCGAAAGCCCGGGGAGAAAACCUACACUCAACGUUGCCGUCUUUUUAUUGGAAACCUACCAAACGACAUUACUGAUCCUGAAUUCAGGAAACUGUUUGCAAAGUAUGGGGAGCCCAGUGAGAUUUUCAUCAAUCAAAGCAAAGGAUUUGGAUUUAUCAGACUGGAAUCCCGUGCCUUGGCCGAGGUUGCAAAGGCUGAGCUGGAUGAUACUCCGAUGAAAGGCAGACCACUUAGAGUUCGUUUUGCCACUCAUUCUGCUGCGCUUUCAGUGCGCAACUUGUCUCCAUAUGUGUCCAAUGAGCUGUUGGAGGAAGCUUUCUCUCAGUUUGGAAUGGUGGAAAGGGCUAUAGUUAUCGUAGAUGACCGUGGCCGCUCAACAGGGAAGGGCAUUGUUGAGUUUUCUUCAAAGCCAGCUGCACGGAAGGCCCUUGAUCGGAUCAAUGAUGGAGUGUUCCUUCUCACAUCUGCUCCCCGUCCAAUUGUGGUUGAAUUGUUAGAGCAAUACGACGAUGAGGAUGGUUUGCCAGAGAAACUUGCACAGAAGAACCCCAGUUAUCAAAAGGAGCGAGAGCAGCCUCCUCGGUUCGCCCGUCCUGGCAGUUUUGAGUUUGAAUACUCUCAGCGAUGGAAGUCUCUUGAUGAGAUGGAGAAACAACAGCGGCAGCAAGUGGAGAAAAACAUUCGUGAGGCCCGUGAGAAGCUGGAAGCAGAGAUGGAAGAUGCCUAUCAUGAGCAUCAAGCAAACAUGCUCAGACAGGACCUUCUUAGACGUCAAGAGGAACUUCGUCGCAUGGAAGAGUUGCACAGUCAGGAGAUGCAGAAACGUAAAGAAAUGCAGCUCAGGCAAGAAGAGGAACGCCGGAGGAGAGAGGAGGAGAUGAUGCGGCAGAGAGAAAUUGAAGAACAAAUGAGGCGCAAACGUGAGGAGUCUUACAGAAUGGGCGGCUUUAUGGAUAACAGAGAAAGGGAGAUGAGGAUGAAUGCUAGUGGAGGUCUGGGGUUGGCUGAUAUGCCGUUUGGGUCACCUAGCCAGAAGUUCCCAUUGGCAGGAAUGAAUUUUGGGGACCAGGGAAUGGGUGGACCAGCAUCAGGGGGCAUGGUGCCCAACGAAAUGCGCAAUGAGCGUUUCGCGCAAGGUGGCCCAGGGGGUCCAAGGGGCAUGGGUGCUGGAAACCCAGGAUUUGGCAGGGUCCGUGAGGAAUAUGACGGAUCUGCCAAGAAGCCACGCUUCUGAUCUGGCACUUUAAAAUCAAAGUUCGUAUGUGGAAAUCCAGAGGCUCUGUUUUGGAGUCCCAAUUGAUGUAUUUAAGUUUAAAGAAUUUUCUUGCAGUUUUAGCCUGAAAACUCAUCCUUUUUGUGGCAAGAUUUUUUUCGUCCUAUUUUUAUUUUGUAUUCUUAAUAGGUUUAAUAAUAAAACCAUUGAAGUCAGCUGUGGCUUAGUGCUACCAACAUGUAAUCCCCUUUCUUACUAGUCUUUAUCUUGUCAUGUUACUUGUGUUAUACUGGUGAAUAUUGUAAAUUGUUCUGAUCUUACUAUGGCUGUGUUCUGUGCCAUUCGCAUUUAAAAUACUACAUGUACAUUUUCAAUAAAGAGUGCAGUUGGUUCUUCAAAAACUCGAUCAGGUGUUCUUGGCACAAUGAGUAAAUUUGUGAAGUGUCAGGCAUCUGACACAUAUGACAGACAUAGGCAUCCAUCUAGUGAAUUUUCAUCUUAAAAGUCGUUGCUUUGGAGCUGUGCAUCUUAUAGACCCUUCUAUAUUUAUCGUUGACAUUGAACAACCUGACUAUUAAGAUAAAUGGUUCAAUAAUCUGAUAUUGGUUUACUUUAACUAUUUCCCUUUUUUUUUUUUUUUUUUUUUUUGUGGACAAUUUGGCUUGGCUUCAUUGGUUUACAAAUUACGCCCGUUUCACACAUAUUCUGAUUGCAAUGCAUCUGCAGCCCAUGUGUGGUACGUAUGCAGUGCAGAAGCAGUUUGUGCUUUCACAGGACGUGUUUUGCAGUCCACUACUAAUCAGUGGCUGUAUAGCACGAAUACAACAUUUCUUAUUUUAAUUUUAAAAUCCAAACAAUGUUACUAGAAGAUGAAACUUUUUUAGCAUUGCAGUUCUUUUUACAUGGUACAAUAAUACAAUCUUUCGUAGACAUAACCGCAAUGAAACACAAAUAUAAACAAUGUGUUAUUCAAUGCAUUUUACUUAGAUUUGUAUGUUAAAUUGCUCAAGCAAGUAGGUAGGCUAUCACAAACGUUUAGUUAAAGCUUGGCAUUGACCUCCACAAGUGCCAUUGUCCCUUUGUGUACUUGCUCUUGCUUUAAAUCUAGGGUACUAUGAAAUCAGUUUUAUUUUUUUCCUUGCAUUCAUAUUUAUUUUUUCUCCAAAUUCAGUUUUUUUUCCCUUUACAUUUUCCUGGAUUCUUUUUUUUUUUUUUUUUUUUUUUCCAUUUCUAACAUUUCUAGCAAUUUAUUAAAAGUUUAAGAAAAAUUACUUUUAAGGCCAAAUUAAAUGUUUGUUUGUUUGUUUGUUUGUUUUUGGUUUUUUUUUUUUUUUUUUUUUUUUUUUCCCAGAAAUACUGUCUCCUUAAUUUUUCUGGGAAAUUCUGGUAAAUAUUUUUCAGCUAAAUAUUCUUUAAAAAAUGUUUUAAUAAUACUUGUGUUAUUAGUAGUAGUAGUACUUCAGUUACAGCAAGUAAUAUUUCUGUAACAGUUUCUUCAAGUUAAACCAAGUUUUUAUUUUGACAGGUUCCUGUGAAGACCAUUUGUUUGUAUAUAUGACAGUUUUUCUCAACAGAAACCGUAAAAUGUUCAUGAAGUGACUCAGAGCAGUUCUGUGCAGUGUACUGACCCACUUCUUAUUUGUACAAAAUUUGGAUAUUUUAACAAAAAAAGUUAAGUCAGUAAAUUACAUUAUGACUGCAUUCUGCAUAUUCAUCUGGGUUUUCCACAUUGCGGAAAUUGUAUGGCUCUAGUAGACUUUGAUUACAUGCAUUUAUACUAGUUUGUAAAACUGGAACUCUCAUCUGUUAUGGGAAUGGAUAAAAAUACGCACUGCAAAUGGAGUAUGUGUGAAACAGGCAUUAGAUCAUUUUCAGAACCUUCCCAGGAAAUGCUCUAUUAUAACUUUAAAUCAUAAAUUAUAGUAAUACAUGUUUGUUCUAAAAAAUAAUGCAAGUUAACUGUGGACUGCAAUUGCAUAAAUCUCUUGGCCACUUGUUGGGUCUUGUACACAGUCAGCAAAAAACAGGAUGCACUCUGUUUCGGAAGCAAAUUAAGGUUUAUGCAGCAUUUUGUUUCCACAGAAUUACAUCAAAGCUUAUGUGCUCGGUUCAGAACUAAUCCUGCUAAUCUAUUUUACAGCUGUUUUACUGGGCAAAGCAGCGGGGGGGAUUGGAGGGGGGAGUUUACGAAAAAGUCAUAUCUUUGUUGUUUUUUUUACUGUGGAAAGUGGCACACAUGUAUUUGUUACAUCCAGUAAUAUGCCCUUUUCACGGGCUUUACCCACUUGCCAAACAUUUUUGAAACCAGACUUGGAAAAUGACUUGGAACUGAUAUUUCAAUAGUGUAAACUUGCAUAUAGUUGUUUUAUUAUGCAGUCAUUGUUGAAGUGUAUCAUUUUUAAUGCACCUAGUGGGGUGGGAGUGAACAUUCAUUGCCUUUUUGUAGUUUUACUUGGUUUUCUGCACAUUAAGAUGAGAUGGAGGAACCCCAUUAAGAUGCUAUUGACCCUGGAAAAACAAUUUGCCUGUAACUGAGCUGUUAGCAAGCAAAUAUGUGAUUCUCUUGUUGAAAUACAUAUUUCACUUCAUUUGCGUACAGCAUUUUGGCUCAUGAGAGAACCUUGGAACUUCAAUAGAAUUCUCCUGAAUAAAUUCAACCUCUGUAGAGCUUGCAGGAAACACUGAUACUUGUUCAUUAAGUAGCAUGUUUCUUAUAGUGAUAUAAUUUCUACAUUUUAAAAGCGUAUCUUUUUCUAGUUACUAUUGACUGACUUCAAUAAAGUUCAAAAUGUUGCUUGAAAGCACAAUGCUUAAAUUGUGGGGUUUUUAUUUAUUUUAUUAUUAUUAUUAUUAUUAUUAUUAUUAUUAUAUUUUUUUUAAUAAUGUGUAGUAUCCACCGCACCACUUUAUAGAUUCAGUUGUUUGUAUUGGAUUAUGGAUUCAUUGUUCUGCAGUUGAAACAAAAUGCUACAAAGUUAGCAAAUUAGGUUUUAGUAUGCCUAGACAAUGAAAUUGAGUGCUUUACUUUACCCUCUUUGUCUUUGUGUGAUUGAGAGGUGCACCGUAGAAUAUAUAUUUCUGUAAAUGUUACAGCUUAAUGACAACAGCAUUUUUUUUUUUUUUUUUAAUGAAUUUGCUAUUAUUAUUAUUAUUAUUAUUAUUUAAUUUAAACAGUAUUAAGAUUAUACAUAGUUUAUACCUUUUAGUUAAUAACAUUUUUCAUUACCUUUGUGAAACAUUCUAGAUCAGUUAACAAUAACAGCUAAUAAUGGUUCUCUACUGUUCUCCUUAUACUUGCCCUAGUAGCAUAAUUAUAACACCUUAACAUACAAAUGCACAGCUAGACUUCAAUUUUGUAUUUGACAUUUAUAAAAUUUAUAUUAACAAUGAACUUAUAGCUAGUAAUUAAUCUAUUUAUUAUUGUGAUAUUAAUAUUGUAUUUAAAUUAAUUUCAGUUCACUUUGCAUGAUGUGAGAGGCCUGCAUCAGUUUGGAUUUUAGUCACUUUUUUUCUUUUUUGUUUUUUUUUUAAAAAAAAAAAAAAAGUCUUAUUCUCACUACUGCAAUAGGUAACUAACAGGUAUUGCUUUGAGUGAGGACACAGCUACUAAUUUGAUUUUCUGCUACAUUGUUUUCUUACUAAAUUUAAACUUUUUUUUCAAAAAUUUGGCAUGAUUAAAUUUUUUUUUUUUUUUUUGUUAAUUUGAAGGCCAUGUGUGCCAUUUGAGUUUACCUUAAUUCUUAGCAUACAAUGUUUUAUUUUUUUUUUUUUUUUUUUUUUUUUCCCUUUUAAAUCACAUGGCUUAUGUAAUUAAGGUAAUUAUUACAUGAAGAAUGGAGCUGGAAAAAGGUAAUUGCAGACAUGCAGAUUUUCCUAGAUACAUUGUGGAAAAAUGUUAUUGUUUAUUGUGUUGGUUUUCUAUACAUUUUUUUUCCUUAACAGGUUUGUUCGUGACUUCCGAAGUAUCUUCAAGUUUGGAACUGUUUUGGAUUUUAGCCAUUUAUCCACUAUUAGUGUCAGCUUUAUAUGGCAUGCCCAUGGACUGUUCAUCUGCUGUCUAUUGCAUAAUGCUCUCGAAAUAGCUGAAAUGGCUUUUUCAGAACACAAGGCUAUAGUCUGACUGGCUUUCAAUUUCCAGGAGUCAGGGUGUUUUUAUCAGUCCACCUGAAAAUCCUUACGAGUUCUCAAGCUUCUUCAGUGAGAACUACAAAGGAAGAACUAGUCACUGGAUUUGCCAUCAUUUGUGAGAUUUGAAGAAUUGAAAUCAAGAGCUUUAAGGGACUUUGUAGCAAGCAGAUGAUUCAUCCUUGACCUGCCAAUAUACCAGUACCCUGCCUUGUCACCUGCUUUGGUUUGGGUUGUCUAUUAUUGGUUAGAAUGAUUAAUGAGAGACCAAUUCGAUACAUAAUAUGACCUGGCAUGUAACUAUUCAAUUACUAUUUACCAAAUCUUAGUUGGCCUGUUUGUUGUAUUUGGAACAAGUAUGCUUAUUUUGCUCUAUCACUAGUGUUGCAACGAUACAAAUGGUUGUUGCAUCUUAAAUCUUUGUGUCCCAUAAUUAGAGUUCGUAUUAAAUUUGCCAUCUCUUUGUAGUUGUUUAACAGUAAAUUAUCAAAAAAUCUCUUCAAGAACCAUGUUUUUUAGAAAGUACUCAAAUACCACUUUCAGCCUACAGUUUUAGGGCAAGAUUCAUAGAUCCAGAAUUCAUUUCUUACCUGCUUUAUCCAACUUAAUAGAAAGCUUUUUUCUUUUUUUUUUUUUUUUUUUUUUUUUUAUUCCAGAGAAAGAGAAAAAAAAAGUUUUCAAAGAAUGUUGUCUUGUGUUUUUUUUUUUUUUUUUUUUUUUUUUUUUUUUUUUUUAGUUUAUUCUAAUGACAACUUUUUAGAGAUUGCGUUAAAUUUGAAAAGAAUAAUAAAUAAUCCCUUAAAGUUAAAUCCCAUAAACUUUUUGAUUUAAAUCCCAAAAGGUAAGAGAUUUAAUGGCAGCACACACACACGCAUACAGGAUGCUAUACAGGGCUUGACAGUAAGGACUGCCCAAUGUCCUGGGCCAGCAUGAAAAAUGUUCUGGUCAGUUGUCUGAGUUGUCAUUGGCUCGAUCGGGUACAUAUUUGACACACGGACAUAAAGCCGCCACUCAGAUGGCGCACAAUAACGAAUUCACUUCUGUUUUACAUUGAGUGUACACAAAAUGCCCGUCUUUGCAAGUGUUCAAGUAAACACAGUUUUAUGGUAACAUCUUUAGUUUACGAAAACAUUUGGGAGAAAAUAGUGUGUCAAUACAGAUCCGUGCUUUAGGUCUUAAUGUGACAAGUCAAAAAUUUGACUUUUGUGAAUCUGACCAGUUUUAAAUGUAAUAAUUGAAAUGUGCUAUUCUGUGCUUCCUUUUGUGAGCAACUUUCUUCAGACUACAUUUCCUGGAUUGCAUUGCAUUCAUAGACUCCAUAAUUAUAUAUUUCUUUGUUACUUUAGGUAAUGUUGAUUUAAUUGAAGGAUCUUUAAAGGGGUCAUCGGAUGCUAAGUUCACUUUUACAUGUUGUUUGAACAUUGUGUGUUGGCAGUGUAUGUACAAGUCUACCCUAUAAUGAUAAAAAUCCAUGCAGUGGUUUUUAAUUAAUCUGUAAAAAUAAUAUCCCCUUUUUCAAAUCGAGCCAUUCUCAGAUGCCUGUCGUUGUGGCAUCACAUCGACAGAGGUCGCUCCCACGAUAGUUGAUUGACAUGAGCGUUUUACCUCAGAUCAGCUGUCACAGUCUGCCCGCUUUGUUUUGAUGCCAGAGCAGGGAUGUAAGUUAGGAAGAAUAUCUCCGAUUGAGGUGUUGUGUUGCUGGAUGUAAUAAUGAACAUAGUGGUCGUCAUUUACUCCCGACAUCUGAGCCGCUGAAGAUGCAGUAGAUUGUUUGUUUGUGAAGGGAAUGUGCUUCCCAUACAUGUAUCAGUCUAUGUUCGUGCAAAUUAUUCAUGACCCAGCUUCACUUACAGCAGAAGUGAGUAUAAGGGAUUUUUUAUGAAUCUUUGCGAUCGCCUUUCCUAAUGAUGUGAUAGUUAGCCAGUUUAGCGGCUAAACGCGUUAAAUGCGGCUAAAGUAAACGAUCUCAGAGCAGCUUGUCACUCCACAGAGAGAAGAGAGGGGCGGGGCGAGCAGAGCUCAUUUGCAUUUAAAGCAGCCUCGACCAGAAUGACAUUAUUUUUGCAGAGCUUAUUUUGGCAAGGUAAAAAGGGUGUUGUUUUACACCGCCAUUGAGAAUUUUUAACCAAAGUAUAUUAUAGACUUUUCAUUAAGACCCUAAAGAAUCAUAUCAACUUGUGAAAAAUAGGCAUCCGAUGACCCCUUUAAGUAAUUCAAAAAGAGUAUAGAAUUAAAUGGACCUAAUCAAUCUAAUUGCAGAAGCUGCUUUCUUCAAGAAACAAGUGCUAUUCCAUAAGAGAACUACUCUGGAUUGUUCUUGAUGUUGGCAACUGGAUUUCGUUUUGCCAUUUAGAGUGGAAAAUUCACAGUUACAGUUACAUAAUACAUAAUUUUGCAAGCAUUGAGGUUGAUCAACUGCUUUCAAGUUGCUACACAUUGUCAUAAAGAAAAACAUUUAAUUUGGGAAGAUUAAUUAAAACAAGACUAAUCAGGUCAGAUUAUUAAGUUUAGACAAAGGCAUGAGUCCUGUUUAGAAUCUACAGGAGGCUAGGAAUUGGACAAAUGACCUGAAUAUUUGUAUGUUUCUCCUUCACGCCUUCUCAAAUUAUUUUAAUCUUCGUGAAAGCCUUAAAUGAGUGGAUGGGAAGAGUGUUCUAAUUCCCACCUGAAGGAGUUUAUAGCUAGUUGCUUGGAUAUUAGCAGGAAGAAAGAGACAGAUAAAAAUUAAGUGACUUCCCAGUUUUCAAGAACACACCACCUCCAGGCUUGGUAAGUGCACAACGCAUGAUUACUUCACAGUCUGCCAAGUCCUGCAAGCAAACUAUUUUAAUUGUGCCUGUUUUGAUAGUUUGGGGGUUUGGGUUGUUGUUUUGUUUUUCCAAUUUAGCUCUACUACCAUAGUUUUUAACAUUUCAGUCCAGAUCCACACUUGGAGAAGAGGAAUCGGAGAAAAAAACUGAUCAACUUUAGAACCCAUUUAAAGACAUUGCUUGCCCUCAUGUCAUUCCAAACAUGUAUGAUGUUUCAUCUACACAAGUAUAAAAUGGACAUCAUUUCUCAAGCACCAUUAGCAGUACUGCCUAAAGUGUUUAGAAAUUGAUAAUGCUCAAAAUGCUCCUGUUUAGAUGGCUGAAAAAGACAAUUGUGCGAAAUUUCAAAUGGCAGUGGGAAAUGUGACUGAACUUUUGGUCACAUGGGUUUUGGAGUAGGGAUGCACCGAAAUGAAAAUUCUGGGCUGAAACCGAAAAUUCAGGAUGCAUUUGGACAAAAACUGAAAAUGAGUUAGUGUUUCCGUGCUGUAGUAUAAUCAGCAGGACAGCAUUGUGUGAACUGAAUUUGUGACAAUACAGUGUUACAGUGAAAUUGAAUAUUUUUCUUCAUAAACACCCAAAGAACUCAUAAUAAAAAGUGAUUGUAGUAUAACCAGUAGGAGUUACACAUUACUAUUACUAUACUGUUACUGUUUUUGUAGUAAUAUUUUUCAGGUUUCACACUUUGCAGACGAUCCCAACAGACUUGUCUCUCAGCUGUGCGCAUAAAGAUGAAUGUUUUUUGUCCAGUGCAGAGGAAAGCUCGUUUUGAGGAAAAUUAGGUUGUAGCUCGUCUGUUACUGUGAAUGGAAAAAAGAAAAAGUGGUGUUUGUGUAGUAACGAUGUUUAGUUCAUGAGUUAUUAUUCUAGAAAAUGUCAAUCUGUGAGUGUGUUGCCAAUUUUACUAAACCCUUUUUCAGGUGCUAUAUCUAGGGCCCUAUGAAAUCUGUUUUAAUUUUUCUGGUUUCCAUUUUUUUUGGACUUUAAUAAAAUGUAAUUUAACCAUUAACACUUUUUUUUUUUUUUUUUAAUUAAUCAAAAAAAGUGUAAUUUAUUAAAAUUAUGGAACUUCUACAAUACAAUACUUACACAAUUUAACAUCAAUUUAUUAAAAGUUCCACAAAAAUUGCUUGUUGAGGGCCUUAUGUUUUAUUUUUUUCUCACCUUCUUUUUCUCACCUAUUGUUACCAAAUUCUUUAAGCUCAUUUAAGCAUGUCUAAUUAUUUGAAUGCAUACAAAUUUAAUUUAUUAAUGUUUAUUUUUACAAUAUUUUUUUCUGGCUAUCAAAUGAAGGCCUAAAAUAUUAAUUUUACCUUUUAGUCAAAUGAAAAUUAAACUAUUUUUUGGCAAACAAAGUUACUAUUAAAAUUAAAACAUGAAAGAAAUAUUGUGAUUAUUCCUUAAUAAAAUAAAGUUUCAACGGUUUUAGUAGUAGUAGUAGUAGUAGUAUUACGUACAUUCUAUUACAUGAACACAUUUCUGUGUAUAUGAUAUGACAAUAGUUUUUCUCAAAAGUAACAGUAAAAUUUGAUGUCAUCUUAAACUUUAAAAGUAUUUACAUGAUUGCCCAUUUGUAUUUUUGGCCUUUUUUUUUUCCUUUCAGCCAAAAACCAUGCCAUUUCGGUGCAUCCCUAACUUGGAAUGACAGAAGGGUUAGUCAGUGACGCUUCAUUUUUGGGACACUUCUGAUUUAUUCCCACCUUUGGAGCAGUCUUUAUAUAGUAUAAAAUUUAUAAAAGACAUUAAGUUAAUAAAGUUAAUAAAUUCCUUGCUUUGAUUACUUUCUGGAGUUUCAGUAGGCUUGUAGGAAUUUCUAUAGAAUAUAUCACAUAACAUUUGCCAUUUUUUUUUGACAUCACCCUGCAUGUAGGUACUUUAAAUUUCCACAUGCUAUUUGAUCAUGUGACCAGACUCUAUGGUUAAGACUCUUUUUCCCUUUGGCAGAAUACAGUGGAAACUUGCCUUUUCAGGCUCCUGAGAUUUUAGCAAGUGUGACAAGAGCUUGUCUCUGUCUGUACUGUGUAUUGAGUGAAUGGUGGUGCUAUAGCUGAGCAUUAGGGGCCAGUGUCCAGCUUACCCACAGACUCCAGCAGUUGGUAACAUUGAGGAUUAGUUCUACAGAUCAGUGGACAGUUGAGCCUGGACUUAUUUGCAUCAAGAGGUAUGCUUGCAUAUCACCGGAAAAGGUAAGUGAUCUUGUCUUGUUCCAUGCAAAUAAAGUACUACUUUCAUCAGCCGUGUUGAAAUACUACCAGGGUUCUGGCAUCACACUCCUGAAAAUGGAUUCACUGUGCAGAAAUUGUUUUUGUAAGCAAUAUCUGAAAUGUGUUUGGUACUUUGGCUUCCUCUGUGUGUAUUUCAGCUGCUCUGUAAUGUCUUCCACACGGUAGCUGUCAAUGAUGACAGCAGCAGCAUCACUACUUCCCCAGGCAUCGUGCAUUUAAGCACCUCACUAAUAAAAUUCAGGGACCUCUUUAGUGGGGUGGUGGCAUUCUAUUGACUUCAUGUACUGAGAUUUUCUUUCUGCUUAGGCAGGGAUGAAACAAAAUAUGGUCUGUUUAUGGUGAAAGCUAGGGGAGACCUUGAAUCUGAAUAGAAAUGUUCAGAAAAAGCUUUUUUUUUUUUUUUUUAUUAUUCCACUUUAAGUUAAACAGCACAAAUUUCAUGGCUUUUCUGUGGGGCUUUCUAUACAUGAUUUUUUUUUUUUUUUCUCCCCAAAAUAACCUUUUUUGCAUGGUUUAUGCUCAAGCAGCAGAAUCUAUGACAAUUGCUGGUUCGUUGCUUUUAUACAUACAAAAACUGAAAAGGUUGGGGUUGGAAAGAUUUUUUUUUUUUUUUUUUUUUUUUUUUUUUUUUUUUUUUUAAACUCAAGCACUCACCAAUGCAUGUGAUAAAUACUGUUAAAAAUGGUAAUACUGUGAAAUUAGUACAAUUUAAAAUGUUCUAUUUUGCUGUAUUUGUAAUUGUAUUCCUCUGGCAAAGCUGAAUUUUCAGUGUCACAUGAUCCUUCAGAAAUCAUUCUAAUAUGCUGGUUUGAUGCUAAAGGAAUAUUUCUUAAAGUUUUGCUGCUUAAUAUUUCUGUGGAAAAUGAUACAAUUUUGGUUACACUUUAUUUUAAGGUUUUUUGUAAUUAUACAAAGUACUAAGGCUGUUACGAUUCCUCAAUUCAAUUUGAGUACUCUAUUUAAAAAAUAAAUAAAUAAAUCUUUGAUUGCAUUUUGCCCAUGUCAAGUAACCAAUGUAUUAAUAAAAAAUGCAGUAAUAAAAAUACUGCAAAGCAAUGCAGGUUUAAUAUUCACUUUAAUUAUUUACAUGCGUGUAGGUUAUGCUAAAAGUAAAUGCAACGUUCCAUUUCAUAUUCAUAUCUUUCUCAAUAUGCUUACUGUUCAUUGCGAUUUCAAAAUAAAAAGCCCAAACCCUCACAUUUACAGUUUGAUUGCCACAUAUUCAAUACAUUACAGUGGUUGUAGCAUUUCUGUGAGAAAGAAAUGGUGAAAUGUUAAACGUUAAGUGGAUAUUUGAAUUAAAUGUUAUUUAGCCAGUAUUAAUCAAGGAUUAGAUCACAGUCAAGUUUAAAAACGAUAUUCAGGCCAUUGGUGCCCUCUGCAGUCAUUUGUUAUAAUACAUAAGGUACAUUAGCUCUAUUGUGUAGAAUAAAUGUAACAAUUUUGUUCAAUAAAACCAUAUGAUUACUUGUUUUGAUACUUUAUAUGAACUGAUUAUUAUUGCCUUAUUGGUAUUAUAUAUGUAAAAGGCUAUUUUUUUUUUUUAGGUCUUUUUAUUACUGUAAAAAAUAUAUAACUAUCCAAGUACUCGAUUAAUCUUCAGAAUAAUCGACUAAUUACUUGAUUACCAAAAUCGUUAAUGACAGCCCUACAAAAUACUGAGUAAUGUUUAUUAACAUGUACUUACUAUAGGGUUAGGAUUAGGGUUUGUUGAUUGUAAUUAUGCAUAUUUACUUUUAUCAAUGUAUUAUAAGUACAUGUAACAUGUAACAACAGUGUUUUUUGGUUUGGGGGGUUCUUUGAAUAGACUUUUUUUUUUUUUUUUUUUUUUCUCCUGAGUGAACUAUAAGUGCCGUCAUUGCGAAUUCUAACUUCUGUUUGGAUGCUGUUCUGUUCCGGUCUUCAUAGGAACACAUUCAAAUAGUGCCCAUCUGUUUUUAAUGUAGCUAACGUUGGCAUUUACACACUCAUUAAACUUUGAGGAGCGAGGCACUGACAAAUGACGGGCAUUGCAAAGUGAUGGUGCUGUAGAACUAUGUGCUUUUUAAAAACAUUUUAAUACGUUUAACAGAUUAUCAGCUCAGAAUAUACGAUAAUUUGACUAGAAACACUGGAGACUGGAAAUGCAAAGCAGCCUUCCAGUUAAGAGUCAAGAGUAUACAUAUACAUUUACCUGUAUUUAGCAGUUACCCCAGUGAUGCUUUGAUUUUGGAUGUUCAUAUUUAUUCAGUGUGUUUUCCUAACAGCGAGCAUGUUAGAUGCCACAACACUACUGCAGACGUUGCAACUCAUACCCUCCAAUCUCGUGAGUGCUUAGACCUUGUCUAUCAACUUUUCUAGUCUGCAACAAAUCUGUUGUAGUUUGCAACAAACCCCUGUAUUGAAUAGCCUUCAAGUUUGUCAUCUUGAUGUUGCAAAUGUGUAUUCAUGGCAGUCUAAACAGUUACUCUUUCUUUCUCCUCCUUUCACUUCUCAAUCCUGGCAGUCUUAACUAGUCUUUGCUUCAUAACUACAUGGAUUUCACAGUAAUGCUGCCUCCACUCUUUAAAAACUUCCCUAUGUGGACUGGGGUGGGAAAUACUCAGUACAUUUAUUUGGUGUUUUUUCAAAAUCCACUGUGAUCCUUUAUUUUUCACACAAGUAUUGCACUCAUGCCAGUGACUCAUUCUCCAGCAUUGUAUCGCAGCUACGUUACUGAACAGACUGUAUUAAUGGUGCUCUAAAUUCACUGAGUGUGUGCGUAUUCCUGCUCCUGUGGAUGAUCCGAGUGCUUCUGUACAACAUAUUUUAUAGUGCUGGAUCAGCAUUUUGACUGUCUGGAUGUGUGUACAUGUCUGUUUAUCUGCACUGUGAUCCAUUCAUCUUGGCCCCUAUCUGUCAUUUUGAUAAUUCUAGUAUGGGCCAUAAGUUUUUAGCAAUAUGGAGUGUGAUGCCAGAACUAACCUUGUGACCUAGUGGCUGCCUCAGAAAGGCAGGUCUUUAACACAACAUCCUUAUCUUUUAGAAAUUUGGGAUUGUGUUUGAGGUGUUGUCUGUAUGGAGUUCAAGUGUCAUUGACCUUGUCAGUUAGUGAUCUGUACAGCAACUGUAACACAGUGUUUCUGCAUGAGAUGAAGUAAAAUUUGCUCUUCAGCUGUAUAUUAAAAAAACAAAAACAAAGUGAUGUAACUUAAGUAUACCUAACCAUUGAGUACUUUCCAUGAUAUUUUCUUUUUGGCAAGAGAACUGAAGUAGUUAUAAUAAUUUUUGAAAAGGAUUACUGAAACGUUAACUCAUUGUUUUUCAAAAUACUCUUAUUGUUAAUGAUAAUAGCCUACUGCAAGUCAGUCAUUUAAAGCAGUUAAGACAGGACUCUGUGUACUGGUUUACUUCUGUAUCUCACUGUCUUUCUCUCACUGCAGGGACCUCAGGUGAUUGAAGGAGGUUAAGCAGCAUCAUACAAUGUGAAAUAUGGGUCAACCAAGGAACCUUGUUCCCUCAGCAACUGAGCGCUAUCGGCACGAAAUGUUCCUGUACAGUGGACAAUAAUGUGCAGUCCUGUUGGAGUGUGACACGUGACGCAGCAGCUUGGGAAAUUCCAAGUGCAGGACUGGAUGCAUCAUGAUUAUAUCCUAUUUAUAUUAAAUAAACUAUGUAAAUAUC
Molecule: messenger RNA, 14708 nt
Organism: Labeo rohita (rohu)
Lineage: Eukaryota; Metazoa; Chordata; Actinopteri; Cypriniformes; Cyprinidae
Gene: sfpq
Product: splicing factor proline/glutamine-rich
Exons: 12
Coding region: 131-1927 (598 amino acids)
Biological process (GO): regulation of DNA-templated transcription
Cellular component (GO): nucleus
Molecular function (GO): RNA binding
Source: RefSeq, a predicted model, not a curated record